This is a messenger RNA of Exophiala spinifera, 1128 nucleotides long. RefSeq lists its product as uncharacterized. Gene Ontology annotation, molecular function: water channel activity. Gene Ontology annotation, cellular component: plasma membrane. Gene Ontology annotation, biological process: transmembrane transport. The transcript is spliced from 5 exons. The coding region runs from base 1 to 1128 and encodes 375 amino acids. The record is from RefSeq and is a predicted model, not a curated record. Lineage: Eukaryota; Fungi; Ascomycota; Eurotiomycetes; Chaetothyriales; Herpotrichiellaceae.
AUGGACAAUAUUCGGGCGAAGUCUGGCUUCCUUCCUGGUCUCUUUGGCCACAGAAGGGGAAGAGUCAAGACGGCAGAGAAUUCCACUGGAGCGACACCACAAGGCGAAGAUGAAAAGAUGCAAGGCCCGAAGGCUCAUCCAUUCUUCCUAAGGAUUCCCAACGGCCCUCGAAACCACUUCGUGGCCAUGUCUGGCGAAUUCGUUGGUACAUUUCUCUUCCUCUUCUUCGCAUUUGCUGGCACGCAGGUAGCCAACACUCCUCAAACCACCACCGGCAGUACCAGCACCAACCUCCCUCAAGGCCCGAACCCGGCACAACUCCUGUAUAUCAGCCUCUGCUUUGGCUUCUCGCUUGCUGUCAAUGCGUGGAUAUUCUACCGGAUCUCAGGUGGCCUUUUCAACCCAGCUGUGACGCUGGGCCUCUGCCUUAUCGGCGCAGUUCCCUUCCUACGCGGGUUCCUCGUCUUCAUUGCACAGAUGCUCGGAGCCAUGGCGUCUGCAGGCGUCGUCAAGGCCCUGUUUCCCGGUCCUCUGGCCGUCACGACUUCUCUCAGUGGAGGGACGAACAAGACACAAGGAUUGUUCAUUGAGAUGUUUCUCACAGCCCAACUCGUCUUCACCAUCCUCAUGCUCGCAGUUGAGAAGCACAAGGGCACAUUUCUCGCUCCGGUUGGCAUCGGGCUUUCUCUAUUCAUCGCCGAACUGGCCGGCGUCUACUACACCGGUGGUUCUUUGAACCCUGCUCGGAGCUUUGGUCCCUGCGUUGCCAACUCCUACUUCCCCCCCGAACAUUGGAUCUACUGGCUUGGCCCUUUGCUGGGCUCUUUGAUCGCCUCCGGCUUCUUCUGGUUCAUCAAGAGCUGCGAAUACCAAACUGCCAAUCCUGGCCAGGACUUUGACGAUCUGGAGGCUUCCGCUUACAAUCCGGAAUUGGACAUCACUCGACCCGUCGUCAGCCCCACGGCGGUGAUUGAACCAGUUUCCUCUCGCGACGGGGUGCCGAGGACUUCCAAGGACUACCGGACCACAUCUCUUCUCUCCGCGCAACGUGUCACGUCCUCCCAGGACAAUGAGAGGGCCAGUAGUGGCGCUACGGCUCCGGUGCACCACAGAACUACCCUUGACUGA